Messenger RNA from Anolis carolinensis (green anole), 7131 nucleotides. It is a transcript of the gene phf19, whose product is annotated as PHD finger protein 19. The record is from RefSeq and is a predicted model, not a curated record. The transcript has 13 exons. Gene Ontology annotation, molecular function: chromatin binding; DNA binding. The coding region runs from base 1 to 1530 and encodes 509 amino acids. NCBI's taxonomy places the organism in Eukaryota, Metazoa, Chordata, Lepidosauria, Squamata, Anolidae. Gene Ontology annotation, biological process: regulation of DNA-templated transcription; chromatin organization. Gene Ontology annotation, cellular component: nucleus.
AUGGAGGAGACAGCCAAUGCAUGCCUUCAACCAUCGAUGAACCAGAAAGGCCGGCAAGAACUGAUGGCCACUCUGACGGAAGGGCAGUAUGUCUUGUGCCGUUGGACUGACGGGCUCUAUUACCUUGGAAAGAUCAAGAGGGUGAGCGGAUCCAAGCAGAGCUGCCUGGUGACUUUCGAGGACAACUCUAAGUACUGGGUGCUUUGGAAGGACAUCCAGCAUGCUGGGGUUCCGGGCGAAGAACCCAAAUGCAACAUCUGCCUCGGAGGCACAACAGGCCCCCUGAACGACAUCUUGAUCUGUGGGAAGUGUGGACUAGGUUAUCACCAGCAGUGCCAUAUCCCGAGGGUGAGCGGUCGGGAGGACUCCUUGGCGUCUCCUUGGUUCUGCCGGAGAUGCGUCUUUGCCUUAGCCGUGCGGAACGGCGGAGCCCUGAAGAAAGGUGCCAUCGCCCGGACGCUGCAAAGGGUGAAGAUGGUGCUCUCCUAUGACCCGGAGCAGCUGGAAUGGGACUCGCUCCACCGGACCAACCACCAACAGUGUUACUGCUACUGCGGCGGCCCUGGCGAGUGGUACCUGAAGAUGCUGCAAUGUUGCCGCUGCCGGCAGUGGUUCCAUGAAGCCUGCACACAAUGCCUUAGUGACCCAAUGCUGUUCGGAGACCGGUUUUACAUUUUCUAUUGCUCGGUGUGCAACCAGGGCCCAGAAUACAUCAAACGAUUGCCCUUGAGAUGGGUGGACUUAGUGCAUCUCGUGCUCUACAAUUUGGGUGUCCGAAGCAAGAAGAAAUACUUUGACUUCGAGGAAAUCGUGGCCUUUGUCAACCACCACUGGGACCUUUUGCAGCUGGGGAAGGUAAUAAUGGGCAACGGAGGUGUUUGUAUGGAAUGGGAGCAUUUGGAUAUUGGUGGCACUUGGGUUCCCUCUUGCGGCUGUCAUCACAAACUACUCUCAGAAAUCAAUACGAACUGUCAAAUCCCUUUUGAACAGAACCCAACUUUCUGUUAUCACUGUGUCUCUCGUUCCCAGUUGACCGGGACCCCGACGGCGGAGCGAGGCCCCCAUAUUUCAGAUGCACUGAACAGCUACAAAAGCAGAUUUCUGUGCGGAAAGGAAAUCAAGAAGAAGAAGUGCAUCUUCCGCCUGCGUAUCCGCGUGCCCCCCAACCCGCCCAGCAAACUCCUGCCCGAGAAGAUCCCCGGAUCCGUCGACGGCGGAGCAAACGGACCCAAGAAAAGGGGGAGGCUCAAGCGCUCCCACAAAAGCAGUUUGGCACCAUGCGCUCUCCAGCAGGAAAGGAGGAGGAAACGGUCAAAAUUUCUCCUGGAAGAUGCUAUUCCCAGCAGUGAUUUUGCCUCGGCCUGGAGCACAAACCACCACCUGGCCAGCAUCUUUGAUUUCACUUUGGAUGAAAUUCAGAGCCUGAAAAGCGCAAGUUCGAGCCACACUUUCCUUUCCGAUGUGGAUUCCACCGACGCGGUCAGCACUUCGGGAUCGGCGACAACCAGCCUGUCCUAUCAGUCAAGGUGACAGUCGCAUUGAUGAAAAACAACAGGAAAAACUCAGCCGCUAUCAGGACCUCAAGAUUGAACUUCAAAGACUCUGGCAGAAACCAGUGCAGGUGGUCCCGGUGGUGAUGGGCACAUUGGGUGCCGUGCCAAAAGAUCUUAGCCGGCAUUUGGAAACAAUAGGCAUUGACAAAAUUACGAUCUGCCAACUGCAAAAGGCCACCUUACUGGGAUCUGAGCGCAUCAUCCGAAAAUACAUCACACAGUCCUAGACACUUGGGAAGCGUUUGACUUGUGAUUUUGUGAUACGAAAUCCAGCAUAUCUAUCUUGUUUGCUGUGUCAUACAACGUCGUUGUGUCAAUAAUAAUAAUAAUAAUAAUAAUAAUAAUAAUAAUAAUAAUAAUAGUAAUGUCUGAUAUGGCCAAACAAUAAGGUGUCACCAGCCAGAGGCCUAUAAAUAUCUGGGCAUAUUACAGCUGAAAAACAUCAAGCAUGAACAUGUGAAGACUGUGGUCAGUAAAGAAUACACACAAAGGGUCAGAAAAAUUCUCAAACGCAACACCAUCAAGGCCAUAAACACCUGGGCCAUACCUGUCAUAAGAUAUACUGCUGGCAUUAUAAACUGGACACAGAUGGAACUGGACAAUUUGGACAGAAAAACAAGAAAACUCAUGACCAUUCAUCAUUCACUGCACCCUCGCAGUGAUGUUGACCGGCUAUAUCUGCCUAGAAGAUCAGGGGGCAGAGGACUCUUACAAGUCAAACAAGCCGUCAAAGAAGAAGAACAUGCCCUGGCAGAAUAUGGAAAGCAAAGUGAAGAACCUGCUUUGAUUGAAGUCAAAAAUCAGAAACUCCUCAAAGCACAGCAGACAAAAAAAAUCAGUACAAGAAAACCGCACUACAAACUAGAGCUGACAGCUGGCACAACAAAACACUGCAUGGAAAGUUGCUUGACAAAAUUGAAGGAAAAGCUGAAAAGGAGAAGACCUGGCUCUGGCUCACGAAUGGGACCCUGAAGAAGGAGACAGAAGGCCUGAUCCUUGCAGCCCAGGAGCAAGACAUCAGCACAAAGGCAAUUCAGGCCAAGAUCAAAAAAUCAGCUGAUGACCCAAAAUGCAGACUGUGCAAGGAAACCGAUGAAACCAUUGUAAGCUGCUGUAAGAAAAUUGCACAGACAGACUACAAACAGAGGCACAACUAUGUGGCCCAAAUGAUUCAUUGGAACUUAUGCCUCAAGUACCACCUCCCAGCAGCAAAGAACUGGUGGGAUCACAAACCUGCAAAAGUAUUGGGAAAUGAGCACGCAAAGAUACUGUGGGACUUCCGAAUCCAGACUGACAAAGUUCUGGAACACAACACACCAGACAUCACAGUUGUGGAAAAGAAAAAGGUUUGGAUCAUUGAUGUCGCCAUCCCAGGUGACAGUCGCAUUGACGAAAAACAACAGGAAAAACUCAGCCACUCUCAGGACCUCAAGAUUGAACUGCAAAGACUCUGGCAGAAACCAGUGCAGGUGGUCCCGGUGGUGAUGGGCACACUGGGUGCCGUGCCAAAAGAUCUCAGCCGGCAUUUGGAAACAACAGACAUUGACAAAAUUACGAUCUGCCAGCUGCAAAAGGCCACCCGACUGGGAUCUGCACGCAUCAUCUGAAAAUACAUCACACAGUCCUAGACACUUGGGAAGUGUUCGACUUGUGAUUUUGUGAUACGAAAUCCAGCAUAUCUAUCUUGUUUGCUGUGACAUACAAUAAAAUAAUAAUAAUAAUAAUAAUAAUAAUAAUAAUAAUAAUAAUAAUAAUAAUAAUAAUAAUAAUAUCUGGAUGGAAGAAGGGCCUCACCUGAUAUAGUCGGACAACUCCUUGAUUUUGGAUGUCCUCGUUUUGAGCAACUAGCCAUGGAAAGAAAAGAAAAGACGCAGAUUAAAGGCCGCUCCAAGCAAGAUAUACCGUAUAUACUCGAGUAUAAGCUGACCUGAAUAUAAGCCGAGGCACCUAAUUUUACCACCAAAAAAAACUGGGAAAACAUUGACUCCAGUAUAAGCCGAGGGUGGUAAAUUUCAGAAAUAAAAAUAGACACCAAUAAAAUUACAUUAAUUGAGGCAUCAGUGGGUUAAAUGUUUUUAAAUAUUUACAUAAAGCUCAGAUUUAAGAUAAGACUGUCCAACUCUGAUGAAAUCAUGAUUCUCAUCUUCUUCAAUGUAAAUGUGCUUAUGUAUCCUUUUAAUAAGAAUAGAGUAAAAUAAUACAUGUAAAUAAUAAUACUAAAUACAGGAAAAUAAUAGAAGUAAUAAUAAAUAGAGUAAAAUAAUAAAUGCAACAAUAAUAAUAAGAUCAGAGUGAAAUAAUAAAUGUAUUAAUAAUAAUAAUAAAAAUAGAGUAAAAUAAAUGUAAUAGUAGCAACAAUAAUAGAGUACAAUAAUAAAUGUAAUAAUAAUAGAGUAAAAUAAUAAAUGUAAUAAUACCAAUAAUAAUAGAGAAAAAUAAUAAAUGUACCAUAUAUUCUCGAGUAUAAGCUGACCCAAAUAUAAGCCAACCAGGACACUCAGCUGAGUAUAAGCCAAGGGGGGCUUUUUUAGUCCUAAAAAAAGGCUGAAAAACUAGGCUUAUACCUCGAUUCUAUCAUUCCAUGGAGCUUUGACAGCUUAGUUCCCAUUCACUCAAGCUUACCAGGAGUAUUUCUGUCGACUCUUCAAUCUCCCCUUUCCAAACAUACCUAAAACAAAAGCCAUGAAAAAAGGCAUGUUCAACACAAAAAGAAGCAAAACGUCAUUGCCAAUUUAGUUGUUGGGGUCAAAUGGGUUUGACUCACAUGGUCAAAGCCCUCGGGAGUAUGUCCACACUGGCCGCCAAUUGUUUCUCCAUGAUGGCCCUGAAAAGCGGAGAGAGAUCACAUACGGUACAUAAUAAUAAUAAUAAUAAUAAUAAUAAUAAUAAUAAUAAUGAUAAUAAUAAUAAUAAUUGUGCGGUUUUCUGGCAUUGUAUAUUUCUGCACAUUGUAUAAGAUCGAAAAAUCAGCUGAUGACCCAAAAUGCAGACUGUGCAAGGAAGCUGACGAAACCAUUGAUCAUAUCUUCAGCUGCUGUAAGAAAAUUGCACAGACAGACUACAAACAGAGGCACAACUAUGUGGCCCAAAUGAUUCAUUGGAACUUAUGCCUCAAGUACUACCUCCCAGCAGCAAAGAACUGGUGGGAUCACAAACCUGCAAAAGUAUUGGAAAAUGAGCACGCAAAGAUACUGUGGGACUUCCGAAUCCAGACUGACAAAGUUCUGGAACACAACACACCAAACAUCACAGUUGUGGGGGAAAAAAAGGUUUGGAUCAUUGACGUCGCCAUCCCAGGUGACAGUCGCAUUGACGAAAAACAAGAGGAAAAACUCAGCCGCUCUCAGGACCUCAAGAUUGAACUUCAAAGACUCUGGCAGAAACCAGUGCAGGUGGUCCCGGUGGUGAUGGGCACACUGGGUGCAGUGCCAAAAGAUCUUAGCCGACAUUUGGAAACAAUAGACAUUGACAAAAUUACGACCUGCCAACUGCAAAAGGCCACCCUGCUGGGAUCUGUGCGCAUCAUCCGAAAAUACAUCACACAGUCCUAGACACUUGGGAAGUGUUCGACUUGUGAUUUUGUGAUACGAAAUCCAGCAUAUUUAUCUUGUUUGCUGUGUCAUAAUAAAAUAUAAUAAUAAUAAUAAUAAUAAUAAUAAUAAUAAUAAUAAUAAUAAUGUAUUUCAUCUGCAUGUGUCUCUUUGUGCUUUGUAAUUUUGUUGGUACGCUCAGCCUUGUGCUUAAGAGCUGAAUGGCAGUUUGCCAGCUUUAUUGACCCAGGAUGAUGGGAAUUGUAGUCUGCCUGCAUUCAGGCGGCGCUGUGAAUGACAACAAAUGAUGGAUCUGGACCAAACUUGGCACACAAACCCGACAUGACCAACUGAAAACACUGCCAGGGUUUGGGAGAAAUUGACCCAGAAUGAUGGGAGGUGUAGUCCACUUACAUCCAGAGAGCACUGUGAAUCCAACUAACAAUGGAUCUGGAAUAAACUUGGCAUGUAUGCCCAACAGACCCAAUUGAAAAUACUGGAGGCAUUUGCAGGGAAUUGACCCAGGAUGAUGGGAGGUGUAGUGUAGCUACAUCCAGAAAGUACUGUGAAUCCCAUCAACGAUGGGUCUGGGACAAAUUUGUGACACAUACCAAACUUGGCCAAUUGAAAAUACUGGUGGGGUCUGUAGGUAUUGACCCAAAAUGAUGGGAGUUGUAGUUCACUUGCAUCCAGGGAGCACUGUGAAGCCCUCCAAUGAUGGAUCUGGACCAAACCUGGUACACAUACCCAACAUGAUGAACUGAAAAUACUGGUGGGGUUUCAGGAAAUUGACCCAGAAUGAUGGGAGAUGUAGUUCACCCUGCAUUCAGAGAGCAUUGUGAGAGCACAUGCUGUCUCAGGCCAUAGGGAGAAGUGGAUAUUAUUAUUAUUAUUAUUAUUAUUAUUAUUAUUAUUAUUAUUAUUAUUAGUGUACUAUAAUACAAUCGCAAUUAUUUUAAAGCCAAAAUAUUAUUAUUAUUAUUAUUAUUAUUAUUAUUAUUAUUAUUAUUAUUAUUAUGAUUUUAAUGGUGAUGUAUCUUUCUGUCUGGUUUAAACCAUGCUGUACCCCGUCUCGAGCACAGGGAAAUUAUUAUUAUUAUUAUUAUUAUUAUUAUUAUUAUUAUUAUUAUUAUUAUUAUUUUAUUAUGACACGGCAAACAAGAUAGAUAUGCUGGAUUUUGUAUUAUUAGUAUUAUUAUUAUUAUUAUUAUUAUUAUUAUUAUUUUAAUGGUGAUGUAUCUUUCUAUCUGGUUUAAACCAUGCUGUACCCCGUCUCGAGCACAGGGAAAUUAUUAUUAUUAUUAUUAUUAUUAUUUUAUUAUGACACAGCAAACAAGAUAGAUAUGCUGGAUUUUGUAUUAUUAUUAUUAUUAUUAUUAUUAUUAUUAUUAUUUUAAUGGUGAUGUAUCUUUCUAUCUGGUUUAAACCAUGCUGUACCCCGUCUCGAGCACAGGGAAAUUAUUAUUAUUAUUAUUAUUAUUAUUAUUAUUAUUAUUAUUAUUAUUAUUUUAUUAUGACACAGCAAACAAGAUAGAUAUGCUGGAUUUUGUAUUAUUAUUAUUAUUAUUAUUAUUAUUAUUAUUUUAAUGGCGAUGUAUCUUUCUAUCUGGUUUAAACCAUGCUGUACCCCAUCUCGAGCACAGGGAAAUUAUUAUUAUUAUUAUUAUUAUUAUUAUUAUUAUUAUUAUUAUUAUUAUUUUAUUAUGACACAGCAAACAAGAUAGAUAUGCUGGAUUUUGUAUUAUUAUUAUUAUUAUUAUUAUUAUUAUUAUUAUUAUUAUUAUUAUUAUUUUAAUGGCGAUGUAUCUUUCUAUCUGGUUUAAACCAUGCUGUACCCUGUCUCGAGCACAGGGAAAUUAUUAUUAUUAUUAUUAUUAUUAUUAUUAUUAUUAUUAUUAUUAUUAUUUUAUUAUGACACAGCAAACAAGAUAGAUAUGCUGGAUUUUGUAUUAUUAUUAUUAUUGUCAUUAACUGCAUUUCUAUACCGCUUUUCUCACCCCUGGGGGGGACUCAAAGCGGUUUACAACAUAAUAAAUGGCAAAAUUCAA